AUGUCGGGCUUUUGGUCGCAAAUAGAACAGUAUUCGGACACGAUCAGCAAUGAAACAUCAGAUGAUGAUAGUGUCGAUAAUCUUCUCUCGAAUCUAUUGACACACGCAGAUCAGGAAAGACAGACACUUGAAGCUCAAUUCAAUCUAAUCUCGACGACAACGAAAGAAAAACGUUCGUUAGUCUCUCAGUUACAAAAUGGAAUCGCAAUGGCGAAUAAUCUACUCGAACAGCACGAGCAACUGCGAAAUCAAGAACGUAAAUUAACUAUCGCAAUGAAAUCACAUGAAGAUAAAGCAGAAGUCAUUGCACAAGACUUUCGUACAACAGUGAAGCGCUUAAAUAGCACAACUAGAGUUAUCGAUUAUCUACGUUGUCUUGAAACACUUCUAAAACAAAGUUCUGCACUCGAGAAAUUCCUUUCGGAAGGAUCCCUCAACGAAUCGUUAUCCAUCUAUUCUCAAAUAGCAAAUCUUACGGAACUAGUCCGUGACACAUCAACUGAACACUUACGUUCUUACAGUGCAAAUCUGACACUCUAUUGGUAUAAUCGAUUGAAAACUGUUCUUGCUUCACGCAUGGAGGACAUUCUAAACAAAAUCGAAUUUCCCUACGUUCAAAAAAUGUCUGACAGUCACUUAAGCGAACUAUUGGAUGCUAAUCGCAAUCAAUUGAAAGAAGAACUAUCUUAUCUAUUGAAAAUGCAUUUACCUGAACACGUGAAACAUGUCGAUGUUCAAUCACGCUUACGAUUCAUCGGCUGGAAACCAAUCCCACUCUUUAUUCAAAUAUUACUUUCAGGUUUAAUCAGUCGUUUUAAUUAUCAUUUUUACGGCAAACAGAAAACAAAUGACCGCCGAAAGCCUGAAUGGUAUCUCAAUCAGAUUAUUAGUUGGAUUCUUGAUCACGAUUAUUUUCUUACUGAACAAUUACAACCGUUACUUGAAGAAUUAACUGAAAUUCCUCCAUGGAAUGCCAAAGUUGAAUUCAUUCGUGGUUUGAUUGAAUUGGUAAUUGUUAAACUUGAUAGUCAAAUAACAUCGAUAUUGAUUGAUACACCUUUAUUCACGCAUUAUAUCGAAGAAAUUCUCAUAUUUUCACAACGAAUCUUUCAAGAUGAUAUCAAUUAUCCAAAUUAUCUUCCCAAUUGUAUGAAUUUAUUGUGUGACGAGAUUGUUUUCGAAAAAUGGUUUCAAGUCGAACAGGAUGUAUCUCGAACUAAAUUAAACAAUAUAUUUCAAUCACCGACAGCACAUCAAAGUGUGUAUGAACGUAUGUUAGAACGUCAUCCCGAUGAGAUUAAAAUAAGCGAAUGCGCGGAGACAUUUCUCACACUUCUACAUGCGAUGGAAGAUCGUUAUCGGCUUGUGCCAUAUCCAUCUUGCAGUCUUCGUUUGUUUUCCUUGCAAAUUGAUUUGCUCGAUGACUUCUUGCAAGGUCUGAUCUGUCCUCCGACAUCUGAUGUACAAACGAACGAUCCAUUAUCGAAAACAUUCUGUUCGAUAUUAAAUUCCAUUGUUUACAUAGCUGAUGUUAUUCAACAAUGGAGAGAUCAACCUCAUUAUAAAGCUUUGCAAUACUUUUAUGAUGAAUAUGGAAGAUUUAGUUCGAAAUACGGAAGAGUGGAUUCGGAUGAGGAAAAUCCUGGCAAAAUUCUAAUUGAUUCAACAUUAGCUCAACAAUUUGACUUGAUUCAAUUGAAUAAAAAGAGUCAUUCAGCAACUGCAACGAUAUUCGAUCCUCUGCUCGAACAAUACCUAAAUGAACAAGAACAGCGUUGCAGUACGAUCGUUAAUCAUGUCAAUCGAUUAUUGGAAAGAAAAUGUCGACCGUAUAUCAAAGAAAAGUGGUCGAUGAUGCCGAACCCGAAAGAUUAUUUAAUUAUGAAUAUCACAUCAAGUGCGAUCGAUCCUCUUGUCGAUUUACAGGCAAUUUUCUCUGAAUUAAAAAAUAAUUUAUUGAAAAAUGUGUUUCACGAAAUACGAGCAAGAGUUAUUAUUCAAUUCGACGAAUUCUUAUUUAAUUCUGUUAUCAACAAGCAUCAAUUUAACGAGGGCGGAGCAUCACAAUUUCUUCUUGAUAUCAAUCGAGGAUGGUCUCGUAUCGGUACUGAUCACGUUUUACAAUUACUCAACAAAUGUCGAGAAUCCGCCAUGCUUCUUACAAUGCCAAAGUUAUCUGCUCUCUCUUUGCUUGAUACUUUAAGAGAAAGUCCCACGAAAACAUCGAUAUCGAUAGAAUCAUCACCAUUGCCUUCCGUUCUGCAGCGUGAAGGUAUCUAUUUUUUGAAUGAAUCUGAAGCGGAGCAAGUUCUUCAACGUCGCCUUGACUUCAACACUUGUUAA
This is a messenger RNA of Adineta ricciae, 2343 nucleotides long. Lineage: Eukaryota; Metazoa; Rotifera; Eurotatoria; Adinetida; Adinetidae. The record is from the annotation of a GenBank genome assembly.